AUGAGAGAUCGCCUCCAAGAGCUUAAACUGAGAGCUAAGGAACUCCAGAUAGCUGGAGAAAACAAUGGUGCAACUGUAGAAGAACAGGAGGAGUUUGAACAGCAGGCCAUUAUUUAUGAAAAAGAGCCCAUUACUGAAAGGCACUUGCAUGAAAUCCAGAAGCUUCAGAAUGAAAUUAAUAAUUUGGUGGAGGAAGUUCAUAAAUUCAGUCAACAACAAAAAAGCCUCGUAUCUUCAAUGAGAAGAUUCAGUGUUCUGAAAAAGGAAUCUAACAUAGCAAGAGAAAUAAAAAUUCAAGCAGAGCACAUACGAAAGUGUUUGGAUGAACUGUCAAAAACAGUGAAAAAAGCUGAAAAUGAACAUGGGCCAUCACGUGCCACAGUAAGAAUUCUAGCUUCCCAGCACGCUUUCUUAUCCCGGCGUUACCUCAAUGCUAUGCUUUCAUACAACGACGCUAUAACUGCUAAGCAAGAGAAAUGCAGAACAUUUAUUGUCCGUCAGCUUGAAGUAGCUGGUAAAGAUGUAUCUGAGGAAGAAGUCAAUGACAUGCUCCAACAAGGAAAAUGGGAAAUUUUCAAUGAAAAUCUACUCACUGAAGUAAAAAUUACCAAAGCUCAGCUUUCAGAGAUUGAACAGAGACACAAAGAACUAGUCAAUCUGGAGAACCAAAUCAAAGACUUAAAGGAACUUUUUAUACAGGUAUCAGUUCUAGUGGAGGAGCAAGGGGAGAUGAUGAACAACAUUGAAAUCAGCAUGAACAAUACUCAAGAAUACACUCAAGUAUCUAAAGAAAAAUUCGGGCUUGCAGUCAAGUAUCGAAAAAGGCACCCUUGCAAAGCAAUAUGCUGCUGGUGUUGUCCAUGCUGCAAAUAA
This is a messenger RNA of Tauraco erythrolophus (red-crested turaco), 873 nucleotides long. It is a transcript of the gene STX19, whose product is annotated as syntaxin 19. Gene Ontology annotation, molecular function: SNARE binding; SNAP receptor activity. The record is from RefSeq and is a predicted model, not a curated record. Gene Ontology annotation, cellular component: synaptic vesicle; plasma membrane; endomembrane system. Lineage: Eukaryota; Metazoa; Chordata; Aves; Musophagiformes; Musophagidae. Gene Ontology annotation, biological process: intracellular protein transport; synaptic vesicle fusion to presynaptic active zone membrane; exocytosis.